AAAUCACCGUUGCUUGACGGGAAAUAGUUGUUUACAGUGGUAACAGGAAGCGGGUACACGUUUUUACAGUUUUACCUGAAUUUAACACCUUGAUCAAGUAUUUGUAUCGGUUUAUGUGAACUAAUUAAUUGCCAAAGAAGCAAGAACCUUCAGAUAUGAGCUGAUUCGCUUUAAAAUGGAAAAAUAACACUGACAAAAAUCAAAUUAUUGCAAAGAACUGGUUGAAACUCGUACACACGGACUCAAUCACUAAGUGCCCUACUAUAUAACAAAAUUGAAUUAGUACUAUAAACCUUAAGAUGGGAUUUUUCGACAAACUCGCUAAAUGGCUUGGUUUGAAAAAGAAAGAUGCAAAUGUUAUUGUCGUUGGACUUGACAACAGUGGUAAAACAACGAUCAUUAAUCAUCUUAAACCGAAGGAAACAAAAUCUCAUGACAUUGUGCCAACCAUUGGUUUUACAGUUGAAAAAUUUACAAGUAGCGCUUUGUCAAUUACAGCAUUCGAUAUGUCAGGCCAAGGUAGAUACAGAAAUCUAUGGGAGCAUUACUACACAGAAUGUCAAGGCAUCAUAUUUGUGAUAGACAGUAGUGACAAGCUUAGAAUGGUUGUAGCAAAAGAAGAAUUGGAUCAACUUCUAAAUCACCCCAAAAUAACAAAUAGAAGAAUUCCAGUUCUUUUCUUUGCCAAUAAGAUGGAUGUACGUGAAGCAAUUUCAAGUGUUAAAGUUUCUAGUUUGCUUCAGUUAGAACAAAUAGAAAACAUGAAGAACAAACCAUGGCAUAUAUGUGCAAGUAAUGCUUUAACAGGGGAAGGUCUAAUGGAAGGCGUAGAAUGGAUAAGUGACCAACUUCGGGAUAUUAUAGAUGGAGGCAAAUAAUAAACGCUUAGCUUGUUGAUCAUGUUGAUAGGAAUGAUAGCUGUUAUUUAAACAAUUUGAGAUGUGUAUAUAUGUACAUUUGGUACAUGUUUCAAGUAAAAAAAAUUAAUAAAUUAAUGUAAAAUAUAAGUUUUUAUUAU
Mytilus trossulus (common blue mussel) is the source of this 1018-nucleotide messenger RNA. Its product is annotated as ADP-ribosylation factor-like protein 6. The transcript has a single exon. Gene Ontology annotation, molecular function: GTPase activity; GTP binding. The record is from RefSeq and is a predicted model, not a curated record. Bases 300 to 878 code for a protein of 192 amino acids. Lineage: Eukaryota; Metazoa; Mollusca; Bivalvia; Mytilida; Mytilidae. Gene Ontology annotation, biological process: protein localization to cilium; intracellular protein transport; vesicle-mediated transport. Gene Ontology annotation, cellular component: cytoplasm; axoneme.